This is a messenger RNA of Striga asiatica, 606 nucleotides long. The record is from the annotation of a GenBank genome assembly. Lineage: Eukaryota; Viridiplantae; Streptophyta; Magnoliopsida; Lamiales; Orobanchaceae.
AUGAAGACCCAUUUCAGUUCCAUCUCCAAAUUCGCCUUAUCCCAAGUGGCAAAAUUAACCCUACGCAAAAAGGGACGCAUGUCCAAGUUCAGUAGAGUACAUACCGUCUUUGCCUUUGACCCAAUCUCAUCUCUGUUCUGGUGCCUAUCAAUUGCCUCUGCCACAGUCUCGUCGGAGAGCAUAAACCCUAACAUCUCCGACAGCAGGGUCCUCCAAGCCUCGAGGACGACCCAGGCUUGGCGCAGGAAUAGCCGCUUCGAUCUGGAGAAGUUCAAUUUCCAAGACUUCCUUUUCAAGAUCCCUGAAAGCGGGGGGCUCCUCCAAUUGACGGCGGCGGACGUGUCCCUGGCCGUCGUCGUCGUUCAACAGCCUAUCCCUGAAAGCGGGGGGCUCCUCCAAUUGACGGCGGCGGACGUGUCCCUGGCCGUCGUCGUUGUUCAACAGCCUACUUCCUUUUCAAGAUCCCUGAAAGCGGGGGCUCCUCCAGUUGGUGAAUCAGACAAUCCGCUGCAUCUGAUAGACGGCGGCGGACGUGUCCCUGGCCGUCGUCGUCGUUCAACAGCCUGUCCAAGGCAUCCUGGACGCUUUCAUUCGGCUCAAGAAUAG